GGACAUUUGUCAGAGCAACAGCCUUGCCUGACCUGCCACGGGUGGUGACCCUGAGCGAGGACGCGGCGCCAGGCACCUGCGUGGCCGAGGUGGCCGUGUCCUGCAGCAGAGGUGCGGCAGGGGGCCAGGGAGUGGGGCAGGAGCCCCUGGGAGCCCCGCCAAGCACCGUGUCCCCGUGGCAGGUGACACUGCGUGCCGGUGCAGAGCUCAAUGCCCGUCAGGUGAACCAGUACACCCUGACCCUGCGAGCCGCUUGUCCCGAUGAGAACGAGGUGGAACAGCAGCUCUUUGUCCGGGUGACAAUGGGGCAGGUGCUGCGCUGUGACACUCCCUUUGCCAGCGCAGGAGGGGAUGUGGUGCAGGUGCUGGCGGACGUGGCACCCCGGACACCCCUGUACGCGGUGCUGCUGCAGCCGCUUGGCGGGCUGGCCUUCCGUCUCCGAAACCAUGACACACCACUCACACUCACUCGCCGGGGCUUGGUGUUGGCGCCUGCUGAUGGCUUUGACCCCAGCAAGGACAUCCAGAUGUUCAGGCUGGAGAUCGAGGUGAUGGACCGCCAUGGGCAUAACUGCAGCGGGGUCGUGAGGGUAGAGGUGCUGCCAUCGCGGCGUCCCUGUGUCACUUUCCCCAAGCCACAGCAGGCUGUGACGGUGCCGGAGGGCACCGGCCCCUUGGAGGUGGUCACACAGGUCCAUGCCAUUGGUGACAACAUCCGCUACACCAUUCUUGCUCCCGUGGCACCCACGCUCUUCACCAUCGAUGAGAUGACGGGUGAGAUCCGCAGCACCCGCCGGCUGGAGGUGGCCCGUGCACAGCUCCUCAUCCAGGCUUACGAUGUGCUGCACCCCAAUGACUACGCCACUGCCACGCUCAACAUCACCGUGGAGGGGACAAACUGGUGGGCACCAAGCUGCGUUCCAGCCUUCUUCGUGUCCCAGGUGCCCGAGACAGUGUCACCUGGCACCACCCUAGUGACACUGAGGUGCACUGAUGCCACCAGCACCAGGGGGCCUCUGCACUAUGCCCUCGAGGGGCCCCACACCUCUCGCUCCCGCUUCUGCAUGGAGGGGCCAAGGCUGCAGGUCAACACCACCCUGGACUAUGACAGUGAGGCCGUGGCCACUGUGGGCUUCCAGUUCACAGCCACCAUCGUGGUGACAGCAGGAGGGCAGCCCCCACAGAGCACCCGAGUGCCCAUGCUCGUGACGGUGACGCCUGUCAACGAAUUCACCCCGGAAUGCCCCAGUGGUGCCACCUUCACUGUGCUGGAGACUGCGGCUUUUGGCAGCACUGUGGGGCACGUGGCCGGCACCGACCGCGACUACCCCCUGGACAGCCUCGAGUACAGCCUGGAGGGGGACCCCGGCCCCACGCAGCCCUUCUCCAUCGAUGCGCACACCGGGGAUAUCCGUGUGGUGGGACCCCUCGGCUCGCAGCGACCCAAGAGCUACAGGCUGACGGUGCGGCUGAUGGACACCCACAACGACCUGGACCCAGCAAAGCGGCGGAGCUGCCUGUGUGACGUGACCGUGCGCCUGCAGGCCGUGCCGGAUCAGGCACCCGUAUGCACCCCUGACGUGCAGGAGCUGCGGAUCACGGCCGAAUCAGGUGGCCGCCAGCCUGUCACCCACCUGGUGUGCCAGGGCAGCCCUGAUGGCAUCGGGCUGGCAUACGCCAUCAUUGGAGGUGAGGGGUGCCUGGCACUGUGUAGACUUUCUUGUCCAGGCAACGAGGACGGGUGCUUUCGGCUGGAGGGGAACACCGUCUUCUACCUCUCCAAUGACCUGGCUGGGCCCCGCACCUUUGUGCUGCUGGUGGAGGUGUGGGGUGUCCCCAGUGCCCUCCGCCGCAGCACCGUGGUGGCACUGGUGCUGCACGUCACCCCCCGGAGUACCCUGGUGCCACCCAGUACCACCACCCGGCGCACGACGCUGCCACAGGGGCCGCUGCUCAUCACGCGGACGGAGGCAGUGUGGCACCCGCCCGCCUGGUUCGUGGCCGUGCUGACUGUCUCCAGCACCCUGCUGCUGGCUGCCCUGGGCUGUGUGGCCUGGAGCCUGCUGCGCAGCUACAGAGACCCUGGCAAGCUGCUCCUGGCCAAGAGCUCCUGGGAUGUUGCAGAGCAGAAGGGUGAGGAGGAGCGGGACCACCCUCAUGCCAGCACCCUGAGGCAGUUUGAUGGCCGUGCCCAGGACGUACGCACCGGCAGGGACUACCUCUUCAACAGCGUGACGGGGGCACGGCGCUGGAUCUGA
Merops nubicus (carmine bee-eater) is the source of this 2258-nucleotide messenger RNA. It is a transcript of the gene CDHR4, whose product is annotated as cadherin-related family member 4. NCBI's taxonomy places the organism in Eukaryota, Metazoa, Chordata, Aves, Coraciiformes, Meropidae. Gene Ontology annotation, biological process: homophilic cell-cell adhesion. The record is from RefSeq and is a predicted model, not a curated record. The transcript is spliced from 19 exons. The annotation marks the transcript as partial. Gene Ontology annotation, cellular component: membrane. Gene Ontology annotation, molecular function: calcium ion binding.